AUUAGUGAGUUUCAAUUAUUAGUGUGUCGUUGACUGUUAAACAUGAAGGGCUUUGCUUUGGUCUUGUUGUGCGCGGUGGCUGCGUCCCAGGCUCGCAGCACUGGCGUCGAAAUCGGGCGUGAAGCCGCGUCCUUGGGCGAGAACCCUUGGCUGGUGCAUUUGCGCCUGGCCGUGACCAACAGCGGCGGCCUCCUGAACUCCUGCAUCGGCUCGCUCGUCGACCCUCGCUGGGUGCUCACCUCUGCCAGCUGCGUCAACAGUGUCAACUUCGUGUGGAUCCGCUACGGCGCCGUCGACGUGUUCACGCCGGAGUUGGUGACGGAGGGAGGCGCCGCAGCCGGACACCUCGUGCAACGCCACCCUCAGUACGACCCUGUGACCGGCGCCAACGACAUCGCUCUGAUCAGAGUCAACAGAUACGUGCUCAACCCUCCCAGCGCAAACAUCGCCGUUGUGGAGUUGGCUGCCGCUGAUGCUGAAGUGCCCUCAUCCGGCAAGGUCUGCACAUACGGAGCUGAUGCUGAUGGCGCCGCUGGUGAGUUCCUGAGCUGCGUCGAUGCUGACGUGAGCACCGACGAUGACGGUGUCAUCUCUGCCGAUGCCGAGAGCACCAUCUUCGAUCUUGGAUCCCCCCUGGUGAAAGACGGAAUGCAGUACGGUAUCCUGACCAGGGCUGGUGAUAGCAGCAGCUUCAUCAACCCUGCCGCCUACCGCGACUGGAUCGAGCAGACCGCUGAAAUCCAGCUCCCUGGCGGUAACGACAGUGGAGACAGCGACGACAACGGUGAUGACAGCGACGACAAUGGCGAUGACAGCGACGACAACGGUGAUGACAGCGACGACAAUGGUGAUGACAGCGACGACAAUGGUGAUGACAGCAAUGACAGCGACGACAGCGAAGACAGCGAGGGUCUUAAAAUCAACUUCGUCAACUAAAGUCAUCACCGAUGGACACUUGAUGUCUCUUACUACUAAAUAAAACAAUAAAGAAAUAAAAUGGUUUAUUUUUUAA
Molecule: messenger RNA, 1012 nt
Organism: Ostrinia nubilalis (European corn borer)
Lineage: Eukaryota; Metazoa; Arthropoda; Insecta; Lepidoptera; Crambidae
Product: chymotrypsin BII-like
Exons: 8
Coding region: 43-936 (297 amino acids)
Biological process (GO): proteolysis
Molecular function (GO): serine-type endopeptidase activity
Source: RefSeq, a predicted model, not a curated record